This is a messenger RNA of Acanthoscelides obtectus, 4456 nucleotides long. The record is from the annotation of a GenBank genome assembly. NCBI's taxonomy places the organism in Eukaryota, Metazoa, Arthropoda, Insecta, Coleoptera, Chrysomelidae.
AGUCGCGAGCUCCGUUAGUAUUACUUCGAGCGCCGAACGGUAUGGAUGUAUCUCAGUCGCGCGCUCACCAUCUGUGAACAAUGCACGGACUCUAUGCUUACGCGCCCAAGCACGAUCACUUCUGAAACUCGUCCGCAAAGUUACGCGUUGCGAUGUGCCGUCGGAAAUAGCUCUAUAAAUUGGACUUUUCGAAAAUGUUGGUGCGACUUUUCGGUUCGUUUCUCCUAACGGCAGCUUUCAGUGUUGCUGCACGGUUCGACGGUCCGGAACAGUGCUCUUGGUUGCCGGAUAAUUCGGAUACCUCCUCCUCGAAACUGGCAGUUACGUGUAAAGUGCGCACGCUGGAAGAUACGGCCAACAUCACCGCCUUGCCUGCUGAAGUGACUUCCAGACUUAGGAUACAAUGUAGCGAUGUGUUGUUCUUCGAAAGUUCUCUGCCCACCCAAGGUUUGCAUCGGCUUCACGAGCUGGAGGAGCUGCAGGUCAGCAACUGCAAGCUGCUCAACAUCGCGCCAAACUCAUUCGAAGGACUCCAUAAUGUGAAGAAGUUGUCUGUCAAUACGUUCAACGCCGACUGGAGCCCUACAAAAAGCUUGGAACUUACCAGCUACAGCCUGCAGGGUUUGAAAGAGCUACAAACUCUGGACUUGGCGGAUAACAACAUUCGAGCUGUGCCUGAUGGAUCGUUCUGCUCCCUUCCAAACUUAUCCACGUUGAAUUUGACGAGGAAUCGUAUCCGCAAUUCAGAAAGGAUAGGCUUCAACAUCCCAGAAUGUAGCAGUAGCGAGUUGCAAAACCUGGACCUAUCCCACAAUGAUUUGAGAUCUCUCUCGGAAAACUCAGGUUUUUCAAGACUGAGACGCUUGCAGCUCCUGAAUCUCCAGAACAACAAUGUUUCAGAAAUAUCCGCCGAGGCGCUAGCAGGUCUGGUAUCUUUGAGGAUUCUUAAUUUGGAUAAUAACAAAGUGGGGACAUUACCGCAGGGGCUAUUCGCUGGAACGCCGGAGCUGAAAGAAAUACAUUUGCAGAAUAAUUCAUUGUUUUCGCUGGGCAAGGGAUUAUUUCAUCGGUUGGAGCAGUUGUUGGUGCUGGACUUAUCGGGUAAUCAGCUUACCAGUAACCACAUAGACGCUGGAACUUUCACCGGGCUUAUCCGACUGAUCGUACUUAAUCUUUCGCAUAAUGCUUUAACUCGCAUCGACGGCAAAACCUUUAAGGACCUGUUUUUCCUGCAGAUCCUGGAUUUGAGGAAUAAUUCCAUUGGAUUCAUCGAGGACAAUGCCUUUUUGCCGCUGUACAACCUGCACACGCUGAACUUAGCCGAAAACCGACUCAACACUAUCGGAGUGCAAUUGUUCAACGGACUGUUUGUGUUAAGUAAACUUACGUUGAACAACAACUUGAUCAUCAGCAUCGAUACGCGUGCUUUCCAAAACUGCUCUGCACUUAAAGAACUGGAUUUGAGUUCCAACGCUCUAGCCGAGGUACCUGAAGCGAUACAAGAACUUUCCUUCCUGAAAACGCUGGAUUUGGGCGAAAAUCAAAUCACCACCUUCCAAAACGGUUCGUUCAAAAAUUUGAACCAACUUACAGGCCUGAGACUGAUCGAUAACAACAUUGGAAACUUGUCGAGAGGCAUGUUGUGGGAUCUUACAAACUUGCAAGUGUUAAACUUGGCGAAGAAUAAAAUCCAGAGCAUAGAAAGAGGUACUUUUGAGCGCAACACGCAGAUCGAGGCUAUCCGGUUAGACGAGAAUUUUCUAACGGAUAUUAACGGCGUGUUCGCGACACUCGCAAGCUUACUUUGGCUUAACCUAUCGGAAAAUCAUCUAGUUUGGUUCGAUUACGCUUUCAUCCCAAGUAACUUGAAGUGGUUGGAUAUCCAUGGAAACUUUAUCGAACAUCUGGCAAACUACUACAAAAUACAGGACGAAAUUAGAGUCAAGACCCUCGAUGCUAGUCAUAAUCGUAUCACAGAGAUCAUGCCGAUGUCAAUACCUAACAGUGUGGAACUCUUGUUCAUCAACAACAACUUUAUCAGAUCAGUAGCUCCAAAUACCUUUAUAGACAAAGAAAACCUAGCUAGAGUCGACAUGUAUGCUAACGACCUGGUGAACUUAGAUCAAAACGCGCUCCGUAUCGCUCCGGUGCCUUUGAACCGGUCUUUGCCUGAGGUCUACCUGGGUGGGAACCCUUUUCACUGCGACUGCACCAUGGAAUGGCUACAGCUCAUCAACAACAUGUCGGCUUCUAGACAGUACCCCAAAGUCAUGGAUCUGGAGAAUGUCAUGUGCAAGAUGACCCAUUCACGAGGAAUGACACACAUGCCUUUGAAUCAAGCUAAGACCAGUGACUUUUUGUGUACUUACGAGACGCAUUGUUUUGCUUUAUGCCACUGUUGUGAUUUCGAUGCUUGUGAUUGUGAGAUGACAUGCCCGAAUAAUUGUACGUGUUACCAUGACCAAACGUGGAAUACCAAUGUUGUGGAUUGUUCUGGUCAGCUUGCUGCUGAUAUCCCUAAUAAGAUCCCCAUGGAUGCUACCGAAGUGUACUUAGAUGGAAACGAGAUUAAAGAACUGCAGAAUCAUGCUUUUAUUGGCAGAAAGAACAUGAGGGUGCUAUAUGUGAAUAAUAGUGGUGUGGAGUUUAUUCAAAACAGUACUUUCAAUGGAUUGCACGCGUUACAGAUUCUGCACUUGGAAGACAAUAAGUUGCAUGAGUUGAAGGGUUACGAGUUCGAGCAAUUAUCUAGUCUCAGAGAGUUGUACCUGCAAAAUAACGUUAUCUCGCAUAUAAGCAAUAAUACUCUGGAACCCCUUACUUCACUAGAGAUACUCCGUUUAGACGGAAAUAAGCUAGUCACGUUUCCCGUAUGGACACUAUCAUCUAACUCCCGAUUAGUCGAAGUUACUCUAGGCAGCAACCCUUGGUCAUGCCGUUGCAAGUUCCUUCAAGGUCUCACUGCAUGGGUGGGAGACAACGCAGCCAAAGUUUUAGAUAGUGCUGACAUGAUGUGCUACAAUCCCGAUUCGAAACCUCCACAGCGUCGCGAACUGGACUUUAAUAGCACGGCCUGCAGUGAUUUUUACGCAGGUAGUUCUGUGAUAGACUCUAUGCUUGUGUCUGACUAUUGGCCUAUGGUGGUGGUCACUCUAUGUACAGUGAUCCUUUUGUUGCUGGUAGUGGUGUUGUGGUUCGUGUUUCGGGACCCAGUGCGUGUGUGGUUGUACUCCCGAUACGGAGUACGAUUGUGCAGCUUUCGAACCACCUCGGCCAAACACUUCGAGGACAGAGACAAGUUGUACGACGGCUUUGUGUGCUACAGUCCCAAAGACGAGGAGUGGGUGAUUCAAGCCCUGGCUGCGGAGCUGGAGCCCAAGUUCCAGCUAUGUUUGCACUACAGGGACCUUCCUCACACGGCGUACAUGCAGCAUGCUGCCCCAGCAGUGCUUGAAGCUGCCGAAGCUAGUAGACGGGUGAUCAUAGUGUUAACGAGGAACUUCCUACAAACUGAGUGGUCGAGGUUUGAGUUGAGGCAAGCGUUGCAUGAGGCUCUCAAGGGGAGAGCGUUUAAACUGGUGAUAUUAGAAGAAGGGCCGCUUCCUGAAGCGGAGCUGGACCCUGAGUUGAGGUUGUAUUUGAAGACGGCGGAAAGAGUGAGAUGGGGGGAGAAGAGGUUCUGGGAGAAGCUCAAAUACGCUAUGCCCUCGGUUGAGCCCAGGGGCAAGAUCAACGCCAAUUAUAGGCGGAACAUCAAUAACUAUACCAUCGACUCCCGCGUGGUGGCUAAUGGCGGCAGCGGUGGCGGCAGUGUGGUUAGCCACCAUACGCACCACACUUACCCUGAGAAGAUCCGGCACCACGCCCACCAGCAGGGUCAAGCGCCGCCUUCCCCUGGCAUGCUUCAGAUGCUGCCUCCACCAGCGUACUCCGCCCAAGGCGUGGCAACAGCGCCAACGGAAGCAGACGACGCGAACUAUUCGUCGGCGACGACGGCCACGCCUUCGCCGCGGCCGCAACGGCGAAUGGGGGGCGGGGGUGAACCUAGGCCCGCCUCUGACCACAUAUACUCCAGCAUAGACUCUGAUUACAGCACGCUGGAGCGCGGUGGAUCUGGGGCACGCAGGGGUCCGCCGUGGAGGCCCCCCCAGCACGUGGUGCUCCCGCCACAUCAUCAGGCCGCUGGUACCGCAGGUCAGGCCUACCUCGUGUGAUAACCUCCUUGACUGACUAGGUAUAUAUAGUAUGUAUAUUUGAAAAGACUUAUAUAUAAAAAUCUUCGAGUCGAGUCGAACCCUGUAUAUUGUACUACUCGUUUUGUAUUAUUUUUGUACAUUACUGUAUAUAGAUAAUAUUUAUUUUUGUUUUUAUUGAGUCCUUCUUUGUAUUAUUAUGUGUAUAUUUUUUACGAACUGCAAAAACGAAUUAUAUAAUAAAUACGAUGUGACAAUUUUAA